AUGACGUGCGGCGCGAUGCGCUUCGGCGUCGCCGCGGCCGCGUCGGCGAGGGCGUCCGCGGCGAGGUCUCGAGGCGUCGUCGCGUCGCCGCGCGCGCGCGGACGAAAUUCUCCAUCGUCGUCGUCGUCGACCGCCGCCGCUCGCCCGAGCCUCCACCGCGCGCUUCGCCGCCCGUCGCGAUCGCGCUCGGUCGCGGAGCCCCCUCCCUCGGGGUCGACGUGGGAGGAGGACGCGGACGAAGACGCAGACGCGGACGACGAGGUCAUCCCGCUCGCGAACCCGGACGCGCCGUUCGAGUACGACCCCGAUCGCGCGUACCAUCGCUACCGCGACCUGGAGCCCCUGCGCGCGAAUCUCGCGGGGCUCGUGUACGGGCCCGCGAUCAACGAGGAGGGGCCCUCGGACCAGCCGCCGAACCGCGCGCCGCUGCCGUCGCCGAUGACGUACCGCGUGACGCUCCCUCCGGACUACGACGCGACGCGCGAGACGCCGUACGACAUGAUCGUCGUCGUGCCGUCGGGGCCGGGGUACGGCGCGAACGCAGGCGACGGCGUCGGCGGCGGCGCGGCGAUUCAAAACUCGGCGUGGUGGACGUCGGGGCGUUCAUUCAUCGUCUGCGAGCUGUGCGUUAACCGCGCGACGUGGCUCGCGGACACCACGAGCUCGAACCACGAGAGUUUUCUCAUGGAGAUGAUCCUCCCGAGGGUGUGCGCGGAGCACGACGUGGGGAAGAUCUCGCUGCUCGGGCACGGCGCCGGCGGAUUCGCCGCGUUGCACACGCUCAUGCGUCACGCGCACGUGUUUCACAAAGUCGCCGCGUUCGACGUCCCCGUGUUGGGCGACUUCAACGGGAGGCACACGCCGUGGGGCGGCGAGAAGUGGGACGAGGAUAAGCCGCCGUGGAGUUCGUUCCCGGAGACGUUCGUCGUGAACGAGUCGUUCGCGCCGUACAACCCGGGGGUGUUGGCGUCGUGCGCGCACAUCGCCGCCGCGCUCGGCGCGGAUUCGGAUUCGGAGAUUUCGGAGAAUUCGGAGGGGUCGCCUCGGAUCGCGCUGUGGACGGGGAUUCGUACGCGAUGGGAGAUGGAGCAGCUCCGGGAGCAGUUCGAGGAGUACAGCAUCCCCGCGAAGUGGAGCGACGCGCACGCGAAUGAGGUGUCGAGCUGGAGCAACGGGGAGUGGCUGAUUGAGGCGCUCGAGUUCUUGAGCGAAUGAUGAUGACGGGGGAGUUUUUUUUUUCAGGAUUUUUCGUCGUCAACAACGUGUCGA
Micromonas pusilla CCMP1545 is the source of this 1269-nucleotide messenger RNA. RefSeq lists its product as uncharacterized. Bases 1 to 1215 code for a protein of 404 amino acids. The transcript has 2 exons. Lineage: Eukaryota; Viridiplantae; Chlorophyta; Mamiellophyceae; Mamiellales; Mamiellaceae. The record is from RefSeq and is a predicted model, not a curated record.